AUGGGAGCCGGUGGGCUUAAUGUGCAAUUUAGUGCUGAGGAUGGGUCGACUGCGGAUGUCUGGGAGAUACAUACACCGCAAGAGGUGCACUUGCAGCCGUUGCAGUCGCUGGAGCAGCUGCAGGAGUUGCAGGAGCAGGGAGUCAUUUUGAUUGAGUUGGUGGUGAAAGAAGGGUUACUUGAGGAAGAUAGGCUUUGA
This is a messenger RNA of Aspergillus pseudoviridinutans, 198 nucleotides long. RefSeq lists its product as uncharacterized. The transcript is spliced from 2 exons. The record is from RefSeq and is a predicted model, not a curated record. Lineage: Eukaryota; Fungi; Ascomycota; Eurotiomycetes; Eurotiales; Aspergillaceae. Bases 1 to 198 code for a protein of 65 amino acids.